Messenger RNA from Drosophila albomicans, 849 nucleotides. RefSeq lists its product as uncharacterized. The transcript has a single exon. Bases 69 to 722 code for a protein of 217 amino acids. Lineage: Eukaryota; Metazoa; Arthropoda; Insecta; Diptera; Drosophilidae. The record is from RefSeq and is a predicted model, not a curated record.
AUUCAGUUACACUUACUAGUUGAAUACAACACAUCUACACACAAAAGAAACGAGACAUAUUAAAUAAUAUGCACAAGACUUGGGCUCGGGCAGAGCAGGUUCGCUCUUGCAAGGAGAGUCAUCAAAUAUUCCCCUCCGAUGAGCCGCCACCGCGUCGUCUGUCGUUUUCCUCGUCUUUCGAGAAAGAACAACCUUCGAUGAGUUUGCUGCUGGGCUGGGAAUAUGGUCGACUCUGGUUGAAGGAACAUGAAGAGUUUGUGACCAAGGAGUUGACCAAUGCCAAGCCGCCAUACAUUGAUCCCGACUUUGAUUGGUGGGUCAAUAAGCGCACAGCUGUCAUGGAUCGUCGUCAGUAUUAUUUGAAGAAUAAGCAGAAUCCGCACAUGAAGAAUUGCAAUUUAAGUGCAUUUGCUGCGAUUAAAACGCAUCGCCAGAAGAAAGAACGCGGCUCGGCGGCUGAAUCGGAAAAGCAAAGGAUAUCGGGUGGAAAAGAGAAUUCCAGCCUGAGUGCCAACUUAACCAUGAAUUCGAGUGUUAAUGACAGUUCUAGUUCUGAUGCAAUUGUUAAUGCCAGUUCUAAUUUCAAGUCGAAGAAAUGCAAGUGCAAGGAUUGCGUGCAGCGUCGGAAAAGUGGACAGGAGAUAAAGUCUGGUUCGUAUGGACCUGAUAAUCGGAAAGUAUUCUAUGUUACCCAAAAGCUCCUCUCAAUGCCAUGGUAUUGACAGCAAUUUUGUGCGUUACUAAAGUUGGGAAAACGUUGAUAUGACACUCAUUAUUUUAUGUUUUGUUUGGUUCAGCAAUGAAAUCGAAUAAACAAAUGUAUUUCGCAUAUGAAAUAACAUAUAGAAA